CUGAAAUAAAAAUGUCAUGUGCUCUUCUCCUUCGUUGAAGUGGUUUAGGUUAAUCUUGGGACGUUUUUAAGUCUAAUACACUACAACUAUGAGCCAACAAAGGUUACAUCAGAAGCCUCCCUCCUCGAUGAGUUCAUCAGACAUCUCGAAACAAAUGGAAUCAACAAUGUCGAUGACUGACCGUGUUCAUGUUGUCCGUCACAACAAUAGAUUACCACAGUCUAGAUAUUCUCCUUACGGCAAGACUGAUCUCAACAACGAGAAGGAGAAGCAGAAAGAAGAGGCUAUACGACUCGGAGUUGAGCUCUCGCUCUUUGUGGCAGAAGCAAUGUUCCUAUUAUCUGAUGACCUACGUUCUAUGUUACUCUUCUGUUUUUGCCUAUUGACGUUUGCAGGGAAAAAAGACUAUGACGGCCCCGUGGUAGGAAGACUGGUUCGUGUUAUUCAAUAUGUGUUCGUUGUUGGUGUCGGAUCCCGCAAUUAGGAUCCGGCCCGGAAAGGUAGUGGAUCAAUAAGACGAAGUGGGCCGUCGGCCCAGGUCCAGGGGACGAAAAGAGUGACCCAAUAAGUUCUAGCCCAGUUCGAGUAAAACGUCGGGAUCUCACGAAUUAAAUGAAAGGCGGGUUGCACGGGAUCUGGUAGAUCGGGAAGAUUCGAAAUGGAGGCAAUAAUG
Molecule: messenger RNA, 673 nt
Organism: Arabidopsis lyrata subsp. lyrata
Lineage: Eukaryota; Viridiplantae; Streptophyta; Magnoliopsida; Brassicales; Brassicaceae
Exons: 3
Coding region: 89-484 (131 amino acids)
Source: RefSeq, a predicted model, not a curated record